AUGCUUGACACUUUCCAGACGGGCAGAAAACGCGUCUCUAACGGCUCUAUCGCCGCUAAAGCUCCACCCAAAAAGCGCGCCCGAGUCGCCCCAUCAGGCUCCGCCAGCCAGCCGAUAUCUAUUGGUGACACUCAGCAGCCAUCUCCAUCUCCAUCUACUCCAUCUACGCCGUUUCCGCCGCCGCCGCCGGCCUCCUACGUUUCUACUUUCGAGUCACAACUCCGCGAUUCCCGCCCCGAAGCUGAGAUCGUAGCGCCUUUCGAGGGCAGCGAGGAGGCAACUGUUGCCUCAUCAAAUACAGCAAAUGAGGCCUCACCUCACAUGGAUGAGGCGCUCGAUGGAGACUUUGAGGACAACUACGAGGGCAUAGAUUGGGAUCGCUUGCCUCGUGUUAUCAAGCCGCCUACAACCUCGCGCCGCACGCCAAGCUGGAUAUAUCGACAUGGCUAUCGAGUUGUACUUCGAUCUGACAUGACUACAACGUACUUUAUCUGCAAGUUCUGCCACAUCCACAAGUAUAUUGACGCUGGGCUUGCUGGUGUUUAUCCAUCAGCUGCAACUACAGCAGCAGCGCGCCACCUCUGCGAGAAUCGACCUGGCCCAGUGCUGAGACAACUAAGUUGA
Messenger RNA from Pyrenophora tritici-repentis Pt-1C-BFP, 624 nucleotides. NCBI's taxonomy places the organism in Eukaryota, Fungi, Ascomycota, Dothideomycetes, Pleosporales, Pleosporaceae. The record is from RefSeq and is a predicted model, not a curated record.